UUCCUUUCUGCCCCAAAUCUAUCUCCUUCUCUCUCUCUCUCUCUCUCUCUCUCUCUCAUCAAUCAACAAACAAUCCUCAAUAAUACCAGCAAAAUCAAUCGACCUUCCCCCACAAAUUCACCUGAAACAACCCAAGACCCGCAAGAAAUUUCAUCAAUUAUACGAGCAAUCUACUCUAGGAUUGCAAUCAAUUAUGGUGGCAGAAGCGGAGUUUAUUUCCUUUCAAUGCCUUCACCUUCCCCUUCCCUCGCCUAGUGUUCAACCGGAUUUCUUCGACAUGUCGCAGCCCGGUACAGCUGCGCCGCCUAUCCUCUUCGACCUCUCUCGCCGUGAUUCGGCGCUAAGCUGCUCAACUAGUUUACAAACUACCAAAGUGUCUGAGACUCCAACCAGGAAGUUUUUACCAAGAAUUCGAUCGGGCAGCCACACUGAUAUUGGACCUCGUAGUUCCAAUGAGGAUGAGCACAUCAGGAUUGAUGACCUAUCUUCUCACUUGGGCUCCCUCUACAGCUGGUCAGAGCCGAGCUCCUUUUAUGCCGUCUUUGAUGGUCACGGUGGACCUGAUGCUGCAGCUUUCAUGAAGAAUAAUACCAUGAAAAUUUUCUUUGAGGAUGCUGAAUUGCCUCAGACAUCGGAUGUUGAAGAAGCCUUCUUGCAAGCAAUGGAGAUUUGUCACCUAAGAUCAUAUUUACAGGCUGAUCAAGCCUUGGCUGAUGAACUCAGUGUUGAUUCCUACUGUGGAACAACAGCACUCACCGUUCUGGUUCUGGGAAGAAAUCUACUCGUAGCAAAUGCCGGGGACUGUCGUGCUGUCCUCUGUAGGAAAGGAGGUGCUAUUCAGCUAUCACAGGAUCACCGACCUUCUUGUGAAGUGGAGAAAAAGAGGGUGGAGGAUUUGGGUGGUUCAGUUGAAUAUGGAUACCUAAAUGGUGAGCUUGCAGUCACACGAGCUCUGGGAGAUUGGUAUAUGAAACUCCCAGCUGGAUCUGCUUCACCUCUCACUGCCGAGCCAGAAUUUCAACUGACUAAGCUGACUGAGGACGACGAGUUCUUGAUAAUUGCAUGCGAUGGUAUUUGGGAUGUGCUGUCGAACGAGGAGGCAGUGAGCCUAGUACAGCGAGAGCUCAGGUACCACAACGACCCAGGACAAUGUGCUAAAGAGCUCACCAGUCAAGCAUUAAUGCGAGACACAGGUGACAACGUCACAGCCAUUGUGGUUUGUUUCUCCUCUCCUGAGCGCAAAGAUACAGUUUCUUGUCAAAGACCAAGACUGAGAUUCUGCAUGUCUGAAGAAGCAAGGGCCAAGUUGAGGGAGUUCAUAGAAGGCAAUUGAAUGGAGCCAUAUACUAUAUUCUUUAUGAAGAUAAUCAUACAUAUUAAAUGAUUAUUUUUUCUUCUUCUGUUUUGAGGUUGCUUCAGAAACCAGUGAGAAAAAGCAACCUUGUAUUGGUGGUAGAGUCAUGAGUGAAUCUAUAUAUUAUUGAAUUUGAACAAUUUUGGUCACUUAGGUUCUUGUAUUGUAUUCAACUUUUUUGGCUACUAUCUCAAUUGAAUGUGAACCCUAUAAGAUUCUUGUUCA
Messenger RNA from Salvia hispanica, 1579 nucleotides. RefSeq names its product putative protein phosphatase 2C 49. NCBI's taxonomy places the organism in Eukaryota, Viridiplantae, Streptophyta, Magnoliopsida, Lamiales, Lamiaceae. Gene Ontology annotation, biological process: protein dephosphorylation. Gene Ontology annotation, molecular function: protein serine/threonine phosphatase activity; cation binding. The record is from RefSeq and is a predicted model, not a curated record.